Miscanthus lutarioriparius is the source of this 1269-nucleotide messenger RNA. NCBI's taxonomy places the organism in Eukaryota, Viridiplantae, Streptophyta, Magnoliopsida, Poales, Poaceae. The record is from the annotation of a GenBank genome assembly.
AUGCCCGCUCCCGCUCGAUGGCGACUCCUCGCGCUGCCGGUCGCGCUCUUCCUCGUGGCGGGGUCGGCGCACGGCCUCGUGAAGCCGGAGGCCGCCGCGGCGCCCAAGCCCACCGUCGUCCCCAAGGCCAUCUCGGACCUGAGGGACGCGAUCGUGAAGGGGCUGGGGUUCCAGGCCGAGGGGCUCAAGGUGUCCGGAUUCGACGUGCGGGACGCGCUGGUGGGGCACGCGGUGGCGUUCGAGUUCGACAUCGAGGUCGGCAGGAAGGUCCUGCCGGUGCGCCUGCUGGAGGACGUCAGUCGGUGGGACUUCGUCGACCUCCCCAUCUUCCGUUCCCAGGCCGACGCCGACGACACGGCGCUCGCCGAGAUCAGGCGGGGCGGGAGGGGCAGCGUCGUCGAGCCUACCCUGCCUCCCUUCCAGCUCGCCGGGCCCAUGGAGCUCUGGAUCCAGGACGGCGACGACGUCAGGCUUGCCUUGCCGCAUGAUGUGGACGCUGGUACCUUGAAGAAGGUUGUUCUGUCCGAUGGUGCAGUCGUGACAGUGAAGGGUGCCAGAGCUGUGAGCCUCCGGUUGCCACUUGAACUACCACUUCCUCUCAACCGUACCACUUACAUGGGUCGCCUCUCGAGCCUACUAUCCAUUGCACAAGCCCUGCGUGGUGCAGCCCGGUCUAAUCAGAAACCCCUGCUCUCUCUUCGCAUUGAGGGCCCAACCUCCUUGUCCUCGACUCCUUCCAUGUCUCCCAAGGACAAGCUCAAGCUCAAACGGUUGGCCCCAGGCCAAGUGGAGCUCUCCUCACGGGCGGGGGCAAUCCCUGCUAUCGCUGAAGACGAGGAUGAACCACAUAACUCUGGAUUGUGGCCUCUUUUGUCUCUGAAUGGAUCAGAUGGCAGUCUGCAGGGAUUUGAGGAGCUAUUGGCCUCGGUACUUGGAAAGAAAGCAGGCGAGAAAGGUACCUUCAAGCUACUGAAGGCACGGGCCUCGGCUCAAACCUAUGUCAAGAUGGCAUUCGCGGUGGAGAAGAAGCUUGCUGAAGGGGAGGUGAACUGGUCAAAUAUUCCGGAAUGGAAGACGAAGCCCAAGAGGCUGAGAGCACACUAUGAAGUCCUUGCUCGAGUGGAGGAGGGUCAGGCGAUCCCUGAGAGGAUCGCGCAGGUGCAGCCUUUCCAGGCCGACGAGGCCAUGUCGGAGAGUGUGCUCACCGGCAACGUCACGAGGUCGAAGAUGGAAAUCGUCCAUCCACCGCCGGUUUAUUUCACUUUGUGA